AUGGCAGAAAAUAUUCAUCGCCAUCACCACCACAAUCCUACCAACAUUGGUAUGAUCGGUGUACCUCACGGUCCUGAAACCGGCGACGACCAUCUUUCAAUGCGAGGUGUCCCAGACAAAGCAGACGAAGAGAGAAUUAUGAAGCAAUUAAUCUAUCCUGACGACACCCAUACCCCAGAUGGAACAUAUUGGGCAGAUUUACCAUUUGGUCAACAGAUGAAGUUCAAUGCCUCCGUCGAUAACGCUGAAGCUGCCAAAGAAUUGAAAGCGAUCGGGUCAAUGACCAAGAAAGAUCCAUUGAGUCCAAUUGCCUGGUAUUUCCGUAAUGCGGUUCUACCUGGUGCUGGUCUUGGUCUUGAAGGUUACGUUCUUUUCUCCAUUGGUAAUCUGACUCCAUUAUUCUCCGCGGCGUGGCCUACUUGCUGGAAAACAUACUCCGAUUGCAACAGAACCUGGGUCGAAGCAGUUCAAUACCUCGAGGUCUGCGGUAUUAUUGUUGGCCAAAUCCUUGUUGGAGCUUUGGGAGACGGUAUCGGUCGUCGCUGGGGUCUCAUUCAAGAUGCCUUGAUCAUGUUUGUUGGGCUCUUGAUGCUUGUUGCAUCUUGGGGAACAACAUUGAACGGCUGGGUCAUUUGCUACUGCUGGGCUCUCUUCUUCUACGGUAUUGGUGUCGGUGGAGAAUAUCCUAUGACAGCAACAGCGGCAAUGGAAAACGCGACUGGAUCUGGCCGUAUUUCAACCCGCGAUGAUCGUCUUCACCGUGGCCGUAAAGUUACCAUGGCUUUCUUGAUGCAAGGAUGGGGACAAUUCUUUAAUCAGGUCAUCUUAAUCAUCUUACUUUUGUGCUUCCACCAUGGAAGCGGAAACCCACCAUAUUCGAAGGUGUCUGCUCAAUGGACCUUCCGAGUCUCCUUCGCACUUCCUGCAGUUGGAACUCUUUGGUUGGUGUAUUACCGAUACUACAAGAUGCCCCUCGCCUCCAAGGCGCUCAAUGCUGCCAAGAAGAGGUCCAGUGUCACAGGUUACGAUAUGCAAUCUCUGAAGUUGACUUGCAACCAUUUUGGAGGACGACUCAUUGCUACCGCGGGUGCGUGGUACUGCAACGAUGUCUUUUUCUACGGAAACAAGCUCUUCCAGUCCCAGUUUAUUGCCGUUCUUUCGCCAGGCAGCAAGUCAAUCAUGACCGGAUGGCUUUGGAACUUGGUCAAUGUCGGCGUUUCGCUUUGCGGUUAUUACCUGGCAUCUUUCCUGAUCGACAUUAAAUUCGUUGGACGAAAGCGUAUGCAACAGCUUGGUUUCCUCAUGGAUUUCGUCCUCUUCGUUGUUCCGGCAUUCCACUACAAAUACUAUGCAUUGGAAACAAGCCACAUCAAGGCAUUCCAGGCAAUGUACUUUUUGUCGUCAUUUUUCAACCAAUUCGGACCAAAUUCCACCACCUUCCUUGUCGCAGCUGAAGUCUUCCCAACACCAGUUCGUGCGUCUGCUCACGGGUUCUCUGCUGCAGUCGGCAAACUCGGUGCUCUUACCGCUGCAGUGCUCUACAAUUACAUUGACACACAAACGAAAUUCUACGUCGUUCCAUGGUUUGGACUUGCAGGAAUGAUUGUCACCUUCUUGUUCCUGCCAGAUACCACUGGUCUCGAUCUCAAAGAGCAAGAACGAAGAUUCACGUACAUCCGUGAGGGCCGCGAAUCGGAGUACCAUGGUAUCGCAGUCCACCCACGCCAUCUCUCCAUUUGGGAACGUCUGCGCGGCGCCGGCAAACACUACGACCCUAAGCUCGAUUACUCUUCCAAGGUCAACGAUCUCCGCACAGAGUGGGCAGAGAGACAAGCCGAACGAAUGGACUCGGAAGAAGGCAUCGGCAACGAAGUCGACGAAGAGUUCCCUCGCGAGGUCCACGACUACUUUGCUCAAACGACCAAUGUGAAGGCUGCGAUCAGUGAGAAGAAGCAGCGUCAUCAGCCUUCAAGCUCAAGCGCGAGCGCAAGCGAUGAGAUUAGUAAUGAGAAGGUUUCUGUUUAA
Glarea lozoyensis ATCC 20868 is the source of this 2025-nucleotide messenger RNA. Its product is annotated as MFS general substrate transporter. Gene Ontology annotation, molecular function: transmembrane transporter activity. The record is from RefSeq and is a predicted model, not a curated record. The transcript is spliced from 3 exons. Gene Ontology annotation, cellular component: membrane. Bases 1 to 2025 code for a protein of 674 amino acids. NCBI's taxonomy places the organism in Eukaryota, Fungi, Ascomycota, Leotiomycetes, Helotiales, Helotiaceae. Gene Ontology annotation, biological process: transmembrane transport.